UUUAGCUAUUCAAUUAACUGUUUUCACACUUGCUCACUCACAGAUACUCUUACUUUACUCACAUCUAUCUACUACUAUAUGAACUAGAGAACGAACUGAAGCAAAAAAAAAACAAAAAAUGGCAAGAGAUCGAUUGCCAGAAUUAAUACAGCGCUCAAAUAGCUGUAAAUCUACGAAUGGUACAACAAUAUCGGUGGAACAACAAACCAACAUGCAACAAAAUACAACCGUAGAUGCCAUACUAAAUCCGUAUUCGGAAAUACGCACACAUUUAGCACAAAUAGCAGCAAAUCUGGAGUCAAUGAAUCGUAUGACACAGGCCUCAAACAUACGAAGUUUUAAUGAAAAUGAAAUGGAUCAAUUGCGAAAACACAAUCUACGAUUGGGCAAUCAAUUGAUGACAAAAUUUCAGGAAUUCAAAGCAAAUCUACCGGCCGAAAAUGACUAUACGCUGGAGGCGCGUAUGAAGAGAACUUUAUUUUAUGGCCUGCAUCAGAGCUAUAUAAAUAUGUGGACCAAAAAUGAGACAUUCUUACAGAAUUAUGAAUUGAAACUUAAGAAAAACUUACAAAUGCAAUCGAGGAUUAUCAAUUGCGAUGCCACCGAAGAAGAAAUCGAAGAAUUAAUUGCCAAUAAAACAACUAGUCUAUUUAUGGGAAAUAUUUUGGAAGAAACCGAAAAGGAACGCAAAACAUUGCAAGAUCUCAUGGAUCGUUUCAAUGAACUCAAGAAACUAGAGAAAUCCAUAGAAGAAGUACAUGCAUUAUUUUUAAGGAUACAAUGUUUAGUCAUGGAACAGAGUGAAACCAUACAACGUGUUGAGUUUCAUGCCCAACAGGCCACUCUGUUCGUGGACAAGGGUGCUGAUGAAUUGGAAAAAGCUGAUAAUUUGCAUAAAAAAGCUUUAAAGAAAAAAGUGAUGCUUAUUUUAAUUGCUAUUGCUGUAUUACUGGUGCUAAUUUUAAUUGGUGUAUUUUUGUGAUGUCUUUUUUUUAACUAUUUAGGUAGACUUUAUGUUAUGUUUUAAUUUAAAUUAUUUAUGUAAAAAGAAGAAGUAUUAAAGUCCAAAGAAUUUUAAAUAAAUUUAAUGGAAGUGA
Molecule: messenger RNA, 1097 nt
Organism: Calliphora vicina (urban bluebottle blowfly)
Lineage: Eukaryota; Metazoa; Arthropoda; Insecta; Diptera; Calliphoridae
Gene: Syx4
Product: Syntaxin 4
Exons: 8
Coding region: 119-982 (287 amino acids)
Biological process (GO): vesicle-mediated transport; vesicle fusion; intracellular protein transport
Cellular component (GO): synaptic vesicle; endomembrane system; SNARE complex
Molecular function (GO): SNARE binding; SNAP receptor activity
Source: RefSeq, a predicted model, not a curated record